UACCUUUUUCAUAUACACAAGCAAUCCCAUAUAUUGGACAUAUCAUUCAAUAUAAACAUUACAAUCUUAGACUAUAAAAAAGAAGGAAAACCGUACAAUACAAGGAAACCAUUCCAAUGUCCGAAGCUAAUGGCUCUGAUAAUGUUCGCUACCCUAUGGCUGUGCGCACAAUUGCCACGGAGGGGGAGAUCUUGAGUAAGAUGGCGGAGUGUGCGAAGCGGAUUGCGAAUGACUACAAGGCCUACGACCUUAGUUCAGAUAAUCCGAUCAUACUGGUGUGUGUUCUCAAGGGAUCUUUUCUCUUUACUGCUGAUCUUUGUCGAUUUAUGGCCGAUGAGGGGAUCCCUGUGAAGAUGGAGUUUAUUUGCAUUAGCUCCUAUGGGAGUGGUGUGCAGACGUCUGGGCAAGUGCGUUUGUUGUUGGAUGUGCGGGAAAGCGUUGAGAAUAGGCACGUUCUGAUCGUGGAGGAUAUCGUGGAUACGGCAACAUCUCUUAUAUAUAUCAAAAGCAUAUUUUCAAGCAAAAAGCCGGCGUCUCUGAAGUCUGUGGUAUUGCUUGACAAACCAAAUGCGCGCAAGAAUCCCUUUAUUCCGGAUUAUUCUAUUUUUACAGUACCUAAUGUUUUUGUUGUAGGUUACGGUUUGGAUUAUGCUGAGUCUUUCCGUGAGCUGCGUGAUGUGGUUGAACUAGAUAAGAAGUACUAUUCAAACGGCUCUCAUAUUUAGAAAAUAAGGGGACAGCAAAUGUAUAGUUUUAUGUAAUUUGAGAAGCAUGUUUUUUUCUUUAUAUUAUUAUUAUACAGUAUAAAUAAAAUUGAAAUUUCAGCACUAGCUUUAAUAUAAAAUAAUUUUUUAAAUACAUUGCAUGUUGAUUCACAAUGUAUAAUUUUUUUCAUGAAAAAAUUGAUAAGUUGAAUCUAGUUUUAUUUUCAUUAUAUUAAGUAAGGGUAAAAAACUGAGCCAUACUUUUGCGGGGCCCAUCAUUUCUGGUAUAAAGCACUUUGAUGCUCACGAGGUGGCGCGUUUGCUCUUUU
This is a messenger RNA of Phytomonas sp. Hart1, 1033 nucleotides long. Lineage: Eukaryota; Euglenozoa; Kinetoplastea; Trypanosomatida; Trypanosomatidae. The record is from the annotation of a GenBank genome assembly.